Messenger RNA from Linum trigynum, 2306 nucleotides. Lineage: Eukaryota; Viridiplantae; Streptophyta; Magnoliopsida; Malpighiales; Linaceae. The record is from the annotation of a GenBank genome assembly.
GGAUAAAAGGCGGCAACGUAUGUAUUAAUGGAAGAUGGAGGGGGAGAUAUCAUAUUAAUGUGCUUAGGUGUUUUUUUUUUGACAAAAGAUAAUCAUAUAUUGAUUCAAAAAAUAGGCAGUUACAUCCUGGAAGACAGCCAGGUCUGAAAAUCAAAAGAACGACUCAUGGUCAGGUACAAAGAAAGGGCUUUUCUAGCCACCAAAUGGGCUACCCUAUUACUACGCCGACCUACAAACCGAAUGCUAAACCUAAGCAGGACAUGGAGCCAAUUAGCAAUAUCUUCAAGAACAGCACCCAUCUUGUUAUCUCCAUGAUCCCCCCGAUUGAGUUUGUCAAUAAUGACCUUGGCGUCGCCUUCAAAACGAACAUCAGUAAGGCCCAAUCCCUGACACCAAAGCAUAGCCUCCCGAAGCACCAACAGUUCCACAACCAUCGGAUCAUCAAUACCCGCAAUUUGCACACUCGUGGCCAUACUGAUCACCCCUGUAGGAGACAGAAGAACCAUUCCUCCCGCCGAAUGGGACCCCCUCCUAAUGGCCCCAUCCCAUCUACAGACCAUACGCCGAUCACCCCCUCCUCCAGCGAACCAGAGUUAGGGGAAGGAGCCUGAGCGACGGAGCAGGCAGGCAACCGAACCCAUUCCUCAUACUGCUGGAUAAACUGACGCAUCAACACUGGGAUCCCAAACUGUUUCCCUUCAAACACCACCCAGUUACGAGAGCGCCAGAUCCUCCAGAGGAUGGCAAUCACCGCCAUGAACAAAGUAGGCUGAUUGUUUAAGCCCAAAAGCUUUUUGAUAAACAAAGAAAAUGUCCGACGAGGUAACCCCUCCCCUAGAUAGUCCAAUCCUGAGUAGUCCCAGAGGGCCCGAGCUACCGGACAUUAUAGGAACAAAUGCUCUAACGUUUCGGCACUAUCCCAACAAACCGGGCAACGAGGAUGAACUGGGACCCUACGCUCAAUGAGAGCCUCAAUAGUUGGAAGGACCCGAGAGAGGAUCUGCCAGACGAACACCUUCAGCUUCGGGGGAAUGUUUGCCUCCCACAGGCGAAUCCAACUAGCCUUAUCCAUCCAGCUGAUAGAGUCUUUCCACCCACCCUUCCACUUAUCCAGCAAGACAGCAAGGUGAUAGGCAGACUUGACCGAGAACACCCCAUAAGUAGUCUCAUUCCAGAUCAACUUGUCCUCCACAUUCUGCCGCGGGAGGGCUUGUUGCAACUCCUUUAAACGAGCCAAGGUGUGGCUUGUUGGAGGAAUCGUUUCACCGUUUGCCACCCGAAUUAUUUUUCUUUCUUAUUCACCACUAACUUUACGAAUCGUUUCACCGUUAGUCACCGGCCGUUAGUCUCCGUCAAACUCCGUUAACUCCGUCAAUUUUUUGCUGAUGUGGCAAACAUAACUGCUGAAUAGACCGUUAAGCUAAUGACAUGUCAAUUUAAAAAAAUAAAAAAAUUAAUGUCUAAGAGAUAAUUAUAAUAUUUUAGGAUAUGGAUGAACAAAGUAUUAAGUGAAUGAGUCUAGAUUAUAGUUAGAAUAUAAAUUUCGACAAAUUCGAUACAAAUAUACUUAAAAUACUAAAAUCGUACCAAACUUAUUACCUUUCUCUAGUCUCUAUUGAUUGGAUUUUACUCGAAAUGAUGACUUAUUUUGAUCCUAAUUGACAUGGACCGCAUCUUUUUAUGUUAGUGGGCUAGUGACUAGUGUUUCUUGAAGGUUGAAGCCCAUCUAUCUUUUGAAUUUUGAAGAGAUGGAAUGGAAUGAUGAAGAUGACCCGGCCCCUAGAAUGAAGCAAAUCCGUAGUUUCAGUGUCGUCGUCGUCUUCUUCCUCUGUCCUACAUUGCAAAUCCCUAAUUUUCAGUUUUCGUUCGUCAUUUUUCACAUAUCACCCCCCGCCCCUUCCAAAAUCAUCCGUCUCAAACAAAUCUCUCGCCUCUCCCUUGCUCAGUCAGCUUCGAUCCGGAGGGAAUCAACGGCGGCGGGGCUUACCGCGGCAGCCAUGUCUCUGCUUUGAAAGGUUCAAGGUUCUGCAUCUGCUGAUGCUUUACGGAGACCACGAAACUAAACCUUGGAAUCUUUCAAUUAGCGAUUUGAGGCGAACAGAUAGGGGAAUCCGGCGCGAAAUCAUCAACGCUUCAGUUGAACGGGCGGAAGGGAAGGAAAGAACGGCAAAGAUCGCUCGCCGGAGAAGUUUUCUGGCUUAUGAAUUCACCUGCGGGUCAUAAUAUCGUCGGAAAUGAUAUUCCGGUCAAAAUAUUGUAAAAUAUCGUUGAAUAUCGCGAUAUAUUAAUAUAUCGCGGGAUCUCGU